Messenger RNA from Peromyscus maniculatus bairdii (prairie deer mouse), 2217 nucleotides. RefSeq names its product junction adhesion molecule like (gene Jaml). Gene Ontology annotation, molecular function: cell adhesion molecule binding. NCBI's taxonomy places the organism in Eukaryota, Metazoa, Chordata, Mammalia, Rodentia, Cricetidae. Gene Ontology annotation, biological process: heterophilic cell-cell adhesion; monocyte extravasation; neutrophil extravasation. The record is from RefSeq and is a predicted model, not a curated record. Gene Ontology annotation, cellular component: plasma membrane.
CAUCUGAUUGCUUUGAGCUCGCCUUACUCGGCUGGCAGACGUCUCUCAGUUGGUGUGGGGGAUGCUGUGGCGCGAGAUCGUGAAGCGUUGCUUUUUCCUGGGCGCUGUCAUCUUGGGUAUAGCUAAGGUAUAGUGAGUCGAGGAAGACCCAGGGAAGGAACCUCCUUGAGUAGUUUCCAUUUUCCAAGUGGAUUUUGUUGACUGGAAUACAGAUCAAAAACUUGAAAGCAGUAUGCUUUGCCUCCUGAAACUGAUUGUGAUUCCAGUGAUUCUGGGUGAUCCUUGGGGCCUGGCUGACAUGACUGUCUCCCCUGAGCUGACCGUGCAUGUGGGUGAUUCAGCUUUCAUGGGAUGUGUUGUCCAGAGCACAGAAGAGAAACAUGUGGUCAAAGUAGACUGGAUACUCUCAAACGGGAAAUAUGCUGAGAAUGAAUACGUGCUAUACUAUUACUCCAACCUUAGCGUGCCUACGGGACGCUUCCAGAACCGUUCCCAUCUGGUGGGGGACAUCUUACGAAAUGAUGGUUCUCUCCUGCUCCAAAAUGUGCAAGAGGAUGACCAGGGGACCUACACUUGUGAAAUCCGCCGCAAAAGCGAGAGCAUGGUGUUUAAAAAGUUAGUGGAACUGCGCGUGCUGCCGGAGGAGCCUAAAGAGCUCACAGUCCAUGUUGGCGAUUCAGUCCCGAUGGGAUGUUUUUUCCAGAGCACAAAAGAGAAACAUGUUACCAAGGUGGACUGGAUGUUUUCUUCUGGGAAGCAUAACAAGGAGGAGGUUGUCUGGCGCUAUGACUUCGACAGCUAUGACUUCAAGGAGCGUAGUGGGUUCUUCCAGAACCAGGGCCGCUUCCGAAACCGGGUAAACCUGAUGGGCGACAUCUCCCGAAACGACGGCUCUAUCAUGCUUCAGACAGUGAAGGAGUCUGACCAGGGAGUCUACACCUGUCGCAUCUACCUGGGCAACCUGGAGUCCAGGAAAACCAUUGAGCUGCGUGUGGUCCAGGAGAGAUCUCAAAUGUCAAUUUCAACAACUCCUCGACCCAAGACUGAUCAGCUGACGAUCUUGGAUGGGAAUCAGCUGGUGAUAAUUGUGGGGAUUCUCUGUGCCACCUUCUUGCUACUCCCUGUUUUGAUACUGAUUGUGAAGAAAACCCAGUGCAAUAAGAGUUCAGUGAAUUCUACACCUUCCUUGAAGAGCCUGGAGAGCAAAGAGAAAGCUAAUCCAGAGAAACAUGUCUACUCCUCAAUAACUACGUGGGAGGCGAUGGAUGAAGGACCAAGUGGACAAUCAGAGGCCACCUACAUGACCAUGCACCCAGUUUGGCCUUCUCCCUCCAAAGCACCCAGUUUGGUCCUCUCUCCAGUCAGACCCAAAUAAUCCAGUUGGAAAAAAAAAAGUUGGAAAAAAAAAAAGUCAGCUUCGGGAAUUCCCCAAAACAGCAAGCUUUCUGAGAAGAGAAGAGAGGUACCUCGUCUCGGCAGCGGCACAGACUGUAUUUUUGGUGGCCCCCCAGCCACUGUGUCGCCUAUUUUAGACUUCUGCUUUCUCGCUGGUCUCGACCUCCAUCAGAGGCCUGAAGAUGGAAGGUUUGGAGUCUGGCAGGAAGACUGGACUGCUCCAGAUAAACAGGCACUGAUGAGGGGAACGAGACCGUAGGCUUCUCCCAGAAGUGGUGUGCUGGCUGGUGGGGCUGGGAAGCCGGCUGGUCUACCCGUGGUCUCAAGCCGUCCCUUGGACCGGAUCUUUAAUGUGAACAGUGUUUUUUGUGAAUGAGCUACGAAGAGGCUCACAGAGAUACCAACCAACAAAAACAAUUCUUUUGAUGAAUUAUCCCCAAAUAAAUUUGGUUUGUGGGAACCAUCCUUUUUUUUUUAAUGUCCUGGAUGAAGGGUGAGAGGUGGAAUUUGAAGUGUGGAACUCCUGAGAGAUGUCCCUAGAGAAGAGCUACAAAGGACUCAGCACAUGGGGACUGGAUUGGUUCUGGGGAAGGUUAGGAGGUGAUGUGUUGGAAGUGGGGGAUUUAACUUAGUGGUUUUCCUCAUGCUGGGGAUCUGCAUUGGUGGCUGCUAGCUAGGCCUAUGGAAUUUGGGCAUGUCUUUUUCAAAAGUGUUGAACAGGCUUGCCAAAGCAACAGCUGAUGACUGAACUCUUGGUCUGAAAUGUGUGGUUCCUAGACUUUGGGUUGUAAUCAUGAGAUUUAAAAGGGUUAAUCUUAUUUA